AUGGCCAACGCCAUCGGCUCAGCAUGGCGCUCGUUUUGGCAUACCAUGACUUCCUACGAUCGUCAUGCCUCUCACGAUUCUCCCUAUCGCACCGGUCGGCACGUUCCCCUCAGUCAAAGCCGGCAUGAACCUCUCACCUCCAUUGCCACCAGCGCUAUUGAGUCCCGACCCGACCUCUCCAGUCCGUAUGACGACGAGCCACCCAAGGGCUCCGCACAUGUGACCGAAUGGAACGACGCUUCUGCCGACCAUGCUGCGGGUAACCGCCCCUAUUCCCCUGGCAUGCGCUCCUUGGCUUCGCAAAAACGCGGCUCGAGCGAGACGGAGGUGCCCUCAGAAAUUCAAAUGCAGAGCUUUCACGACGGGGCGCCCCCUCCACCCCCCGUAGCUCACUCGUGGCGUAAGAUCGAGCGUUGGUUGGAACAGAACUAUGAGGAACUCCUGGACAACUUGGGUGAGGGAUGCACACAAAACGACAUCAAUGAAUUGGAACACGAAUUGGAUUGCACAUUGCCCCUGGAGCUGCGCGAGUCUCUGAUGAUCCACGAUGGCCAAGAACGUGGUGGUCUGCCCACCGGUGUGCUCUUCGGAUGUAUGCUUCUGGAUUGCGAGGAGAUUGUGCAGGAACGACGAAACUGGAAGAUUGUGAAUGAUGAAUUCUUGAGCCAAAACGGUCCUCCCUCGGCCCCCAUCUCGAGCGCCGUCGCCGGUUCGUCCGCCGCUGCCGCUCAGCAACCCGCGGGCGCAUGGCGCAAUGAUCUGCUCGACCGUCAGGACUCGCAACCUCCCGGCGCCGUGCAAAAGGCCUACGCGCACCACGGCUGGAUUCCCAUUUCUCGAGACUGGGGUGGCAACCACCUGGCCAUUGACCUGGCUCCCGGACCCGCCGGUAAAUGGGGCCAGGUGAUCAUCUUUGGCCGUGAUUACGAUUGCAAGUACGUGGUGGCGCGCUCGUGGGCGGCGUUCUUGGCCAGCUUUGCAGAGGACCUCUGCAGCGGCAAGACCAUCGUCGACGAGGAGACCAACGAGAUGAAGCUCAAGGAGUUCAAGUCGCAAAACGUGGAACCCCCUUACCUGGAGAUUCUGCGCUGGCGAGUGGACCAGAAGUAUGGUCGUCGGGCUCCCCGGCGGCGCGGUCCUCACGGACUGGGCGUCAGUGGUAGCGGCAAGUCGAGCGGCCGAGAGUCACCCUACGGCAGUCCCACGCGUGCCGAGGAGCGUGGUCGCUCUCCUCACCGGUUUGCUAAGGGCUCGGCGCAGAGUCCCAAGACGACCUUUGGCGUGUCCAGUCCCCUGGCGCGUGUGACCGAGGAGAUUGCCAGCCCCAGCACAUCGACGGCAGGCCCUGUGAUUGCGGAAGAUGCGCGUGAACUGACCAAGGAGGCGACCCCAGCCGAGGAUUUGAUGGAGGUGGCGACCCCUCAGAUUUCGAACAAGGAGAACGAGGUUUCGGCCAAUUCGAGCGAUCUCAAGCCCUCGGCAGAGGAUGCAAAGAUGGCGAAGAAGGACAAGGCUGACGGUGCGGCCGAAUCGACGGAGAUCGUUGACUCGGAGGUUUUGGGCGAGAUGAAAAACGUUGCUAUCUAG
This is a messenger RNA of Penicillium oxalicum, 1587 nucleotides long. Its product is annotated as SMI1/KNR4 family protein. Lineage: Eukaryota; Fungi; Ascomycota; Eurotiomycetes; Eurotiales; Aspergillaceae. Gene Ontology annotation, biological process: cell wall biogenesis; regulation of fungal-type cell wall biogenesis. The record is from RefSeq and is a predicted model, not a curated record. Gene Ontology annotation, cellular component: mating projection tip. The transcript is spliced from 2 exons. Bases 1 to 1587 code for a protein of 528 amino acids.